Messenger RNA from Passer domesticus (house sparrow), 7303 nucleotides. RefSeq names its product E3 ubiquitin-protein ligase BRE1A-like. Gene Ontology annotation, cellular component: HULC complex; nucleus. The record is from RefSeq and is a predicted model, not a curated record. Gene Ontology annotation, molecular function: ubiquitin protein ligase activity; metal ion binding. Lineage: Eukaryota; Metazoa; Chordata; Aves; Passeriformes; Passeridae.
GGACACGGCUCCAUCUGGGGGUGGCAGGGAGGCAGCCGCUCCGCCGGGGCCACGUGUGGGUGGAGGCGGCUCCACCCAUGCCACCAUCUUUGGUGUGAUUGCUGGCACUAGCAUCAGCUGAGAAGUCCAAUUCUCCAGGGCUUUUGAGACCAUGUCUCAAGUGUGGUGGGUCCAUCCAUGUUCAGCUCUCCUGGCUGCUUUCUCUGCAAUCCCAGAUGGGUGUUAUGAACAGCAAAGUCCAAAGGCAGCGGCUGUGCUAACUGGGCUUCCUGUCAAAGAGAUUUCACAAGACACCGUAUCCUGGUCACAUACUGGUUUAAAUAUACAUCUUCUCCCUGCUACGUUGAAAAUGAACAAGGUAAGAAUCCCAAGCAAUUCAAAGGGAAAUAACUGAGUAUUCCCUCGGCUUUGGCUCUUAUUCUUGCCAAGGCUAAUGACAGAAGUAAUUACAGCUGUGAAAUAAUAACUAAUAUCUUUAUUUUUGUAACUAACUGACAAGUAGUGAAAUAGCUAAUGUUGAUUGGAAGUAUUUGUGAAAAUGGCUAGAAUGUCUGUAUGAUAAAUUUGAAAAGAGCCAGGCAAGUAACACUGAAAAAGAAAGGAGGAAUCUACCACUGACCCUUCAGCUGUCAAUAACUCUAACCACAGACCAGGGGGCCUAGUGAGGAAAUAAAAUACAAGACUCUGAAAAUCACAUAUGCAUUGUGGCAUGUACUCUAGGAAGAUGAGGUCAGGGGUUGAACAAAGAUAAAGAAUUCCUGGAACAUGUAAACUCAAAGGAAUGUUUGAAUAUAUGUAAUUGUCAUAAAUAUGCAUUUGACUAAUGCAUAUUGUAAUUGUCAUAAAUAUGCAUUUGACUAAUGCAAUGAAAAAGUAUAUAAGAAGAGUUGUUACAGUUAACUGUGUGCAACUGGCUAUGCACCCAUUGCUGUUACUUUUGCUUUAUCCCUUAUUAUAUAAUUAUUUAAAAAUUUUAAAGAGUGAGCCUUGUUUCUCACACUGAUCAAAUAGUUGCUGAAGCUGCUAGAAAUUCCUCUGGCCUCCCUGCCAGCCAGCAUACCUCUUCCAGAGGAUAUCCAAGCCCUCAUGUCCAGGGCAUCACAGUAAAAUACACCCAACACCCCAGGUAAGGACAUAGGGCCCAAGAUCAUUUCCCUGCCUUGCAAUCUCCUUUGUUGUCUGGCUAUUAACUUUAGCUGGGCACCCCUCAUUAGCUCAUUUUGCUAAAACAAGGCAGUUCAACAUCUUGAAGAAGAUUGUCUCUGACAAUCCUUGAAAGUCCCAGUGACUCCCAUGGAGCCCUCCCAACAGCUGCAGGGUCAAAGCUCCUAGCAUCCGCAGUUUACUGCCCUUUGUUAAACAGUUCUCCUCUCUUUCUUGUGCCCCACUACCUUUAAUUAUCUCCAAUUCCUCUGGUGAAAAAGACAGCCGCAGCACCUUUAGGCAAAUUCACCGCCUCCAACAAGUGAGUAAUUGAGGACUCCAGAGGGAAUGUUUUUCCCUGCAGGUUAAUGAACCUCACUCCUCCCAGUUUUCCAAACACUGUAAAACCCAUGUACAUACCUGAAAUCUGUAAAUAUUCUACUACCAAGCUAACUUGCGUUUAGAAUUCCAGCUGAAGUCAGUGCUGCUGCUAAGAGAAGGAAAAUUAUUUGGUGAAAGUUGUCUUUUUUAAUUUGAAGUGUAAUUUAAAGUUUCUGUAAAAGAUACCUCAUAGGAUCCCCAUAUGUGCUGUUCCAAUAACUCACUUAGAAAUAAACUUUACACUAUUUUGCAUAUGAUGAAGGGCAAUGCCAAGCUGAGAUGCUUGUGAAAUGCUGAGAUUUGGCAAAGGAAUGUACCAGCUUCAUGUUCAAAUGGCAAUAGCCUUGUUGCUUUCAGUAGAACUGCUCAAUUAAAGCAGAUAAGAACUGGAAGGUUCAGUUUCUAACCCCUAGUUUGACUGUAAAUGCCAUAAUAGGCUUAAAUGGAAGUCAGGUUUUACUUGUAUGGUCUGCAAUUUAUUCACUUCUGGUUUCUUCAGUCUGACACAGCCUCAGUGGCUGUGGGAGAAGAAUGCAGCUCACAUCUAGUGAAGAUCUGAUUGGUUCCAUUUUUCAUCUCCAGCUGCUCAUUCAUUUUGCAAAGUCUUUGAGGAGAUUCUUGUAGCUUUGCUCAAUAAUAUUUUAGGGAACUACAGGAAAUACUGUUCAGACACGAGAAAAUCCUGUUUUAAUGUUGAGGAUGAUCAAGCACUAGAGAGGCUGCCCAGAGCCGUGGCUGAGUUUCUGUGCCUGGAGAUGCUCAGGCUGCCUGGACAGGGCCCUUGGCAACCUGCUUUGACUGAGCCUGCUUCAUGCAGGAGCACAGGGCAGGUGAUGUCCAGUCCUCCCUUGCAGCCCCAGCUGUUCUGUGAUUCUCUAUUAGUCCAGAGCUUUUCAGACUGCUUUGAGUUAGGGAUAGGUUCUCUUCAAACAUGUUUGCAUCUCUCCUGGUACACAGCAAAACUCUUGGAAUGGGUCUUUACAAGCCUUGGCUCCGAGUUGCUUUUCAGUUCCAUAGGAUUUCUGAGCUCUCUAUGUACAUGGCUCAUUUAUUUCCAGGAUGUUGCUGCCCUCAGCUUUGGCUGGUUUUGUGUGUAGAUUCGAUAGGAACAGUUUGUUGUUGUGCAGUGAACUGGUGCACAUAUACACGGUCUCAGUUGUUUGCCCAAGUCUAACCUGGUUCAUUUCUGUUAAUGCAGAAAAGCAGAGAGUGAACCUGGAUGAAGAUUUUUUUGCAAAGAGGGUGAUACGGUACAGUGCUUCUAUUUUAAUGUUACAGAGCAGUGGAUAUUUUCCUCAUGAACUUUUUGCUUACAGUGCAGAUCCUGCUGCUGUCUUACUGCUGAUGUUGGACCAGAAUGUGUGAGUCAGCACAGGCUGGCACAAACUCCCAGUCAGAGCACAAUGAGUAGAUUUGUUUCUGUUACCUUGCUCCUUGUGGGGCCCCAAAGCAGCACCUGGGCAGAGGCGCAGUAUUAGAGAAGUUGUCACCCUUAAACUCAGCUAGUGCCAGAGGAUCCCUGCCUUGUCAAGGGUUAUUUCCAGCUGCGAGGUCACUUGAGUGCUUUACAGUCCUCCUUACCAGUCUUCCACUUUUAAUCCAUUCCUCCCAACAAAUAUUUUUCAAAAUCCUUCUGGUCCCAUGAUCUUUGCUGUUUUGAGCAUUUUGUUACUCUGAUGGGUCAGCUCAUUAAAAACCCCAAAUCAAAUUGACCUCAUGGAUGUGCAUUUGGUGUUUUUUUAAUAAUGUUCUUUAAUUAUCACGGCAGCUCCCUACCGGGCUGUGCCCAGUGGGUUGCUGGAGCCGGGAUAACUCAGCGGGAGCUCAGGCCACCUAAGCAAGCUAUAGUGAUUUUCAGCUCUUAGUGAUUAUCAGCUCUUAGUGAUUUCAGCUCGUAGCUUGCUAGGUGCCGCAGCAGCAGAUGCAGGGGGAGAGAGGAGAAGGCCGUGGGGGGUUCCACAGGAUUCUUUAUUCUUCGGGAGUUACGCGAAGGUUCCCAGUGACAGCUCUUCUGCUGAAUCAGGCAGAAUCAGGGGUUUUGAUACCCUACAGGGGUUUUGAAAACUGCCCAAUAGUAAGGGUCAGGGGAAAGUGACCUAUGGGCUUACAGAAAGAUAAGCAGGGUCCGAAGGAGUCAGAGAGGGGCUGCUAGGGUCCAGUCAUGCUGACUUGGCAUUUCCUAGCUUUAGGCCUCUGACCGCCAAGGGCCUGGGCCUGCUACAUUUAAUGUUCAGGAAGAGGUUGGAGAAGGUGGGAAUCUAUACACUUCAGCCACCAUGUCUGGGAUUGGCAAUAAACGGAUGGCUGGAGAGCCUGGUCCUUCUGCACCUCCAGAGAAGAAGGCAGGGGUUGAAGAUUCAGGCACCACUGUCGAGACCAUUAAACUUGGUGGUGUUUCUUCAACGGAGGAGCUGGACAUCCGGGCCCUGCAGACCAAGAACCGGAAGCUGGCGGAGAUGCUCGACCAGCGCCAGGCCAUCGAAGAUGAGCUGCGGGAGCACAUUGAGAAGCUGGAGCGUCGGCAGGCCACCGACGAUGCCUCUCUGCUGAUCAUCAACCGCUACUGGAAUCAGUUUGAUGAAAAUAUCCGCAUCAUCCUUAAACGCUUUGACCUGGACCAAGGUCUUGGAGACCUUUUGUCUGAAAGAAAAGCACUGGUGGUGCCAGAACCUGAACCAGACUCUGACAGUAAUCAGGAGCGCAAAGAUGAGAGGGAACGAGGGGAAAGACUGGAGCCAGCAUUCUCCUUUCUGGCCACUCUAGCCAGCAGUACCAGUGAGGAGAUAGAAUCUCAGCUGCAGGAACGCGUGGAGUCCUCCCGCCGUGCUGUUGCCCAGAUUGUGACAAUGUAUGACAAGCUGCAGGAGAAGGUGGAUGUGCUGUCUCACAAGCUGAAUAGUGGAGAUAUUUCACUGAUGGAACAAGCAGUAGUGGAGCUUAAUUCCUAUCUGUCAUUUAAGAAUGAACGGCUGCAGGAGCUGGCUGAUGUUCUUCAGGAGAAGCAUACAAAGGAGAGAGAAAGAAUCUUUUGAUUGCAGUUCUCCAAGCUGCAAGAGAGGGUGGAGACAGCAGAAUCCCGGGUGUCUGUCCUGGAGACCAUGAUUGAUGACCUUCAGUGGGACAUUGACAAGAUCCGCAAGAGAGAGCAGAGGCUCAACCGCCACCUGGCCGACGUCCUGGAGCGAGUAAAUUCCAAAGUGUAUGGAGCUGGGAGCAGCCUCUAUGGGGGAACAAUCACCAUUAAUGCCCGCAAGUCUGCGGAGAUGAAUGCAGAGCUGGAAGAGAAUAAAGAGCUUGCUGGGAAUCGCCUUAAUGAAUUGGAGGAACUACGUCAGGAUCUUGAGGAAGUAACAACACAGAAUGAAAAGCUCAAGGUGGAGCUGCGACGGGCAGUGGAAGAGGCUGUGAAGGAGACCCCAGAAUAUCGCUGCAUGCAGUCCCAGUUUUCUGUUUUGUAUAACGAGAGUCUCCAGCUGAAGGCACACCUUGACGAGGCCCGCACACUGCUCCACGGCACCCGCGCCACGCACCAGCGCCAGGUGGAGCUGAUUGAGAGGGAUGAGGUCAGCCUUCACAAGAAGCUGCGCACUGAGGUGAUUCAGCUGGAGGACACCCUGGCACAAGUUCGCAAAGAAUAUGAGAUGUUGAGGAUAGAGUUUGAACAGACACUUGCUGCCAAUGAGCAAGCAGGCCCCAUUAAUCGGGAGAUGCGCCACCUCAUCAGCAGCCUCCAGAAUCAUAACCACCAGCUGAAGGGAGAGGUGCUGAGAUACAAGCGCAAACUGAGAGAGGCCCAGUCUGACCUGAGCAAGAUCCGCUCUCGCAGUGGCAGUGCUCUCCUCCAGUCCCAGUCCAGCACUGAAGACACAAAGGAGGAACCUGCAGAGAUCAAGCAGGAGCCUGAUGAUCCUUCUGCCCAAGUGACUGUUCCCAAGGCUCCUUCUGAAGAUGUUAAUGAGAUGAAGGCCAGGCGAGAUGAAGAGGAACGGGAGCGGGAGAGACGGGAAAGGGAGAGGGAGCGAGAGAAGGAAAAGGAGAAGGAGAGAGAACGAGAAAAAGAGAAAGAGAAGGAAAAGGAACGAGAGCGGGAAAAGCAGAAGCAGAAGGAAUCAGAGAAGAGAGAGUCCAAAGAGAAGGAGAAAGGGAAGCAUGAAGAUGGACGAAAGAAGGAGGCUGAAGUGAUCAAGCAGCUGAAGGCUGAGCUCAAGAAGGCCCAGGAGAGCCAGAAGGAGAUGAAACUAUUGCUGGAUAUGUACUGCUCUGCCCCCAAAGAACAGAGGGACAAAGUGCAGCUGAUGGCAGCUGAGAAGAAGGCAAAAGCUGAGGAGGAGGAGGCCCUGCUGUCGGAGAUGGAUGUCACAGGCCAAGCCUUUGAAGACAUGCAAGAGCAGAACAUCCGCCUGAUGCAGCAGCUGCGGGAGAAGGAUGAUGCCAACUUCAAGCUGAUGUCAGAACGUAUCAAGUCCAACCAGAUCCAUAAGCUGCUGAAAGAGGAAAAGGAGGAGCUAGCAGACCAAGUUUUGACACUGAAAACACAGGUGGAUGCCCAGCUGCAGGUUGUACGUAAGCUGGAGGAGAAGGAACACUUACUGCAGAACAGCAUUGGAACAGGAGAGAAGGAGCUGGGUCUGCGAACACAGGCUCUGGAGAUGAACAAACGCAAGGCCAUGAAUGCAGCCCAGCUUGCAGAUGAUCUGAAGGCCCAGCUAGAACUGGCUCAGAAGAAGUUACAUGAUUUUCAGGAGGAGAUUGUGGAAAACAGAGUAACUAGAGAGAAAGAGAUGUUCAACUUCAAAAGGGCUGAGGAAGAUAUUUCUAGGUUGCGCAGGAAGCUGGAGACCACAAAGAAGCCUGACAUGGUUCCCAACUGUGAUGAGAUCCUGAUGGAGGAAAUCAAGGAUUACAAGGCCCGCCUGACGUGCCCCUGCUGCAACAUGCGCAAGAAGGACGCGGUGCUCACCAAGUGCUUCCACGUCUUCUGCUUCGAGUGUGUGAAGACGCGCUACGACACCCGGCAGCGCAAGUGUCCCAAGUGCAACGCGGCCUUCGGGGCCAACGACUUCCACAGGAUCUACAUCGGCUGAGGCCUCUCAGAGCCCCUGCUGGUGCUGAGCCAGCCUCCCUCCCUCCCUCUCAGCUUCUGCUGCCAGAGCUGCAGUGUCUCCUGGGAGGUGCCUUCGGGGUCUCAGAAGAAACACACUCUGGACCUUGCUUCCUUUCUUGGCCCUGUCCCUUUGGUCUUGCCCUCAGUUUUUGAGUGUUCUUUGUGCCUGAGAGGAAAUUUCCCAUCCCUCACUUUCACACUGCCAAGGUGGGAACGUGCAGUUGAAGUGCUGCUUUGGUGGGAUGGAAGCUGAGCUGUAGCAGAGAUUAGUGAGAGCUUCAUUUAAGGGCUCUGCUUUGGAUGCUAAUUAAGUCCCGCCAAGGAAAUUAAUAUGUAGACUCAAUGGAGCAGCUCCUUAGGUACCUGUAUAUCUUCCUGAGCCCAGGCAAGAACCCCUGAGGGCUGGUGCACUAGGAAACAAUCCUCCCUAGCCCUGAACAAACACAGCUAAAUAUCCAGAAGAGGAGAAAGGAGAGAUCUUGGAGACCCUUAGAAAAUAGCAUUCCAUUGAUUAGCCCUGGUUGAUGUGCUCACAGUCUCCUAGGCUGAGGCAUUGCUGUCAUCCUUCUCAGAAAAGGACUUUUAGUGGUUCCUUUGCUACAGCUUUACCACAAAGAUUAACCUUGUUAUGUACAAAUUCUUAUUAAAGUUGUUGUUUGGUUUAUUUUUCUGGUU